UUGUUCGUAUUUCGUGAAGACAACGAUGUUCUGGUUGAUACAAAUAGGACAUAUUACAUGGUCCCCAAAUAACUUACUGGAUUGUUUCUGGAAAUGUUUCAAAUUUCUUUUACAUUGUGUCUUUCGAGGCGUGUUGCCAAAUUUUUUUUAUUCCACAGAACAACAUGAUUGCCAGCAAAUUGUCCACAGUCAAAGGUGUGCGAUCACGAGAGUGUCUGUUAGAGCAACUGAACGGGUAUUACGAAAUGGGCGUGACCUGUCUGCUACAAAGUCCGACGGUUAGAAAAAUGGUUGAACCUGUUAUAUGUAACAUCCUUGUUAGAAUAGAGCCAUUUCUUGGACAUAUCAAGAGUGCUGCUGAUACAGACGCUUGUAUCAUAAAGGAAAUAUAUGGUAUAUCCUUUUUAAACAGAAACAUAAGGGAGGAUUAUUUUAUUCUGAGGUUUAUAAUAGUUUUGUCAAAUCAGUCACUUACAGAAUAUGAGACAUUAACUUUACAGAAAUGCACAGCAUAUGUUUUAGUUAAUACAGCAUUCUUAUACCUCGAUACUUCAACAGUUAGUACAAAUAAAGUAGUAUACAGGUCAGACAGACUGAUUGGUAACUUGUUGAAGCUUGCAGGUAGUGUGGGUAAUGUGUCUUGUAUGUUGUAUCUUGCUCUGUAUUACUACAGAACAUGUAGAUAUAGAGAGGCGCUUCAUGUUACAGCUCUGGUUAGAUCAAGACUAACACAGCCCUAUAUCAUGUAUUACACAGUAUACCUAGAAAGGUACAAUGAAUCUGUGCCUGGUUGGUCUCUGUCCAAACGUAUGAAGAAAGCUUGGGUAUACCAUGUACACAUGUUAAGUGUGUUAUGUAACUACAGACUAGGUAAACGGUCCCAGUGUUUACAGUCACUGACAGACCUACAGACACUGCUGCUCUAUGAUGACAGGAGAUAUGUAGAUUCAGAUACUAGAGACCUCUCGUGGCAGAUACUGGGGAUCUGUCAGCACGCUGUGGGGGACCUACACAGAGCGGAACAGUCUUAUCAACAGUCACUGAGACAGAAACCAUACCACAAAAUACAGAAUGCCACAAAAUACAGAAUGGCUCUUGUUUCCAAGCAAUUGAGUGAAACGGCAAAUUUACUUACGAAGACCCUGCUGAUGAAGGAACAGAAGGAGACCAUUCAUCAGCUCAGCCUACAGUAUGAAACACUCGCACUCUCGUUCAAGGUCAGGGCAUACUCCAGUAGAUGCAGAAAAAUAUUUACUUAG
This is a messenger RNA of Magallana angulata, 1259 nucleotides long. RefSeq lists its product as uncharacterized. Bases 165 to 1259 code for a protein of 364 amino acids. Lineage: Eukaryota; Metazoa; Mollusca; Bivalvia; Ostreida; Ostreidae. The record is from RefSeq and is a predicted model, not a curated record. Gene Ontology annotation, molecular function: protein binding. The transcript is spliced from 3 exons.